AUGGCUGUCCCGAAGCAGAAAGUGGUUGUUGUGGGUGCUGGUCCGGUGGGAGCGUUGGCGGCGCUAUACGCUGCAUCCAGAGGAGAUGAGGUCGAAGUAUACGAACUUCGUGGCGAUCUCCGGGACCCUACGACCGUGCCAUUGAACUUCACCAAGUCAAUCAAUCUAGCCCUGUCUGAACGUGGUCUUAAUUCUAUGCUGCACUCGGACCGGCCCGAUUUGAUCGACAAUGUACUCCGCGACGCGAUCCCCAUGCAUGGGCGGAUGAUUCACGGCCGAGACAGCGGGGAACUGUGGGAGGCUGCACAAGCCUAUGACGUCCACGGCCGGGCUAUUAACUCAAUCGACCGAUCAACGCUCAACAAUGCACUCCUCGACGAGUUGGAAAAGGCCCCUAAUGUCAAGUUGUUCUUUAACUACAAGUUGACUGGUGCGGACUUCCGCACCAACAAGGCCUGGUUUGAGCGCCGAAUCCCUGGUGAGACACCUAUGCCCGAUGAUGCGGGCAUCGCUGGCCGUGUACCAGAGUAUGAAGUGUCCUUCGACUACCUCAUCGGCGCCGACGGAGCACACUCGGCCGCACGCUUCCAUCUCAUGAAGUUUGCCCGUGUUGACUACCAGCAAGAAUAUAUCGACACCUUAUGGUGUGAAUUCCGAAUCCCUCCUUCAGAAGAUGGAGACUUCCGCAUCUCACCGAAUCACCUUCACAUCUGGCCUGGGCGCGAGUUCAUGUUUAUUGCGCUCCCAUCGCCAGACAAAUCAUUCACCUGCACCCUAUUCGCACCAUCCUCACACUACACAUUCCUGGAAACCCAACCACAGGAACUGCAUGAAUUCUUCGACUCUCAUUUCCCAGGCGUAUCACCAGAACUAAUCAGCCCAGAAGCUCUAACCGAACAAUUUGCAACAAACCCCCAUCUCCCUCUGAUUAGUAUAAAAUGCAAUCCGCACCACUUCGCCGCCAGCGUCACCAUCCUCGGGGACGCAGCACACGCAGUCUUGCCAUUUUACGGCCAAGGAUUAAACGCAGGCCUGGAGGACGUCCGCGUUCUUUUCGAGCAACUCGAUAAACACGGCGUCUACGACCCUAACUCAAGCGUCUACACACGAGGCCUCAAACGCCAGGCCGCGUUCCAGGCAUACACAGACCAGCGCUGUGCUGAUACACACGCCAUCAAUGAUCUCUCGAGGGAGAAUUACCUCGAGAUGCGCGCUGGCGUCAAAUCACCCCUGUACAAGCUGCGCAAGGCCAUCGAAGAGACGAUAGACCGUCGGUUCCCAUUCUUUGGUUGGAAGACACAGUAUGCCCGCGUUAGCUUUAGCAACCAGCGCUACUCGGAAGUCGUCCAGGCUGUUCAGCACCAGAGUGACGUGCUUGGUCUCGGUUUGACCGGAGCUCUCAUCGCUAGUGCUGGUGCUUUGUCGAUUUUGAUGUGGAAGUAUCCCAGGUAUUUCUCGCCUGUGCGGUUGUUCCAAUAUUCGUGUCGUUUGGCAUGUAUUGGAUUGAGAGCUUUCCGCAGGUUCACUCAUAUCUGA
Molecule: messenger RNA, 1536 nt
Organism: Penicillium nucicola
Lineage: Eukaryota; Fungi; Ascomycota; Eurotiomycetes; Eurotiales; Aspergillaceae
Gene: bna4
Product: kynurenine 3-monooxygenase
Exons: 3
Coding region: 1-1536 (511 amino acids)
Biological process (GO): quinolinate biosynthetic process; L-tryptophan catabolic process; NAD+ metabolic process
Cellular component (GO): mitochondrial outer membrane
Molecular function (GO): NAD(P)H oxidase H2O2-forming activity; FAD binding; kynurenine 3-monooxygenase activity
Source: RefSeq, a predicted model, not a curated record